CCGCAAUAAACGGAACGGAAAUUGUCUAAAAUCGUUUGAUAGCGAAUAGGGCAUAAGAGAAGAGAGAGAAGGAGAAAGAACUGAGCCUCCUCAAUGGCUGUCGCCGUUUCAAUUUUAGCCGUGAUCUCUUCUCUUCAUCUUAUCGCUUUCGUCCUUGCUAUUGGAGCCGAACGCCGCCGGAGCACGGCUAAAGUUGUUCCCGACGAAUACGAUGAGAAAACGUACUGCGUGUACGACUCCGAUGCAUCCACAUUAUACGGUCUAACGGCGUUUGGUCUACUCCUUCUUAGUCAGGGAAUUGUUAACGGCGUUACGAAGUGCCUUUGCUUCGGAAAAGGACUCAGCUCUGGGAAAUACACCAUCUGUGCCGUCUUCUUCUUCGUCUUCUCCUGGGUUAGCUUUGUGGGUGCAGAGGCAUGCCUAUUGGCAGGAUCUGCUAGAAAUGCUUAUCACACCAAGUACAAAGGGAUAUUUACAGAAGAUGACUUGUCUUGUGCCACUCUACGUAAGGGAGUUUUUGCUGCCGGGGCGGGUCUCACAUUUUUAUCACUAGUUGGAUCUGUUGUUUACUUGUGGUUUCAUUCAAGAGCCGACACUGGAGGAUGGGAAAAGCACCGAAGUGAAGGAGGACUGGAUAUGACUCCUUCCAAUUAUGCCGAUCAUCAACAUCAGAGAAGCCAGUUUGACAAGAUUUGAUUUAUGAUCCAUGUUGUUUGUUCCCCUUUUAUUUUUAUAUAUUUUGAAGCAUGAUGAAGAUAAAACUCUUGGGUUGUUAGAGAAGAGGCUUAGAACAGAACAACAUGUUUGUUUAUGUGAAUGAGGGUUCAUCAUAUGAUAAGACCUUAAAUGUCAUCAUUGAUUUUAGAAAUUGAGUAAUCAGGAUUUUUAGAAAUUAAUUUCAGCAUUGAUUUGCCUUU
Molecule: messenger RNA, 917 nt
Organism: Impatiens glandulifera
Lineage: Eukaryota; Viridiplantae; Streptophyta; Magnoliopsida; Ericales; Balsaminaceae
Exons: 3
Coding region: 94-696 (200 amino acids)
Source: RefSeq, a predicted model, not a curated record